This is a messenger RNA of Procambarus clarkii (red swamp crayfish), 5514 nucleotides long. The record is from RefSeq and is a predicted model, not a curated record. Lineage: Eukaryota; Metazoa; Arthropoda; Malacostraca; Decapoda; Cambaridae.
CGAGUGUAUCGAUCCGCGUUAAAAAGAUUUGCCAGAGCUGUUAGCUCGAGGUGUCGUCCCGGGCGUUGCAAGUACUCUCAUAACCCGGGAAUACAACGCUCACCACCCACUGAUUAAAGCUACAGUGUAACCCAGUGAAGUUUGUGAGCUCUUAGAGCCGGAAAAUGUUGUGUGUGAGGAAGUGUUGAGGCGGAGAUGAGGUGAAGUUUGUGUUGUGUGCGGGCGGCGGCGGCGGCUAGCUGGCGGACAGUUACAUGCUGGUUAUACUGGAGCCUGGGAGCUGCCGCAGGUUGGCUGAGCGAGGCUGAGGCAGGCGCAGGAGGCCGUCAUGCAGAAGGGGGAGAGGCGUGAGCGAGGGGGGGCCACGAAGGAUGAGCAGGAUCCGGCGUCGAGGCGGGUGUCGAGGGCGAGCACCGCCAACAGGACGGGCACCACCAUGCAGCCUGGCUCUAGGACCUCCUCCUCCUCCAACUCCCUCGAGCUCUUCGUCGGGCCCAACUUCAGGGUCGGCAAGAAGAUUGGCUGCGGCAACUUCGGCGAGCUGAGACUAGGAAAGAAUUUGUACAACAAUGAGCACGUCGCUAUCAAGUUGGAACCUAUCAAGGCCAAGGCUCCUCAACUUCACCUCGAGUAUAGAUUCUAUCGCAUGUUGGAUGCCGUGGGAGGAAAAGAUGAAAACGAUAAACCAAGAGUGGAAGGCAUUCCAAGAAUCUACUAUUUUGGGGUGUGUGGCAAGUACAAUGCCCUGGUGAUGGAGCUUCUAGGGCCCAGCCUGGAGGAUCUGUUCGAUAUGUGUGGCAGACGUUUCAGUCUCAAGACAGUACUAUUAAUAGCCAUACAAUUAAUUCAUAGAACAGAAUAUGUACAUUCUAGAAGAUUAAUAUAUCGAGAUGUAAAGCCAGAAAACUUUCUCAUAGGAAGGAGCUCCACUAAAAAAGACAAAAUAAUAAACAUAAUAGAUUUUGGGUUAGCUAAAGAGUAUAUUGACCCAACGACAAACAAACACAUCCCGUAUCGGGAACACAAGUCCCUAACAGGGACUGCCCGCUAUAUGUCUAUUAACACACACAUGGGUAAGGAGCAGUCCCGAAGAGAUGACCUUGAAGCACUAGGGCACAUGUUCAUGUACUUUCUUAGGGGGUCACUUCCUUGGCAAGGUCUCAAGGCAGAUACCCUUAAAGAACGCUACCAGAAGAUUGGUGACACAAAACGAGCGACCCCAAUUGAAGUCCUCUGUGAAAACUAUCCUGAAGAGAUGGCGACGUAUCUCCGGUAUGUGCGGCGGUUGGAUUUCUUCGAGACUCCAGAUUAUGACUACUUGCGGAAGCUCUUCCAGGAUCUUUUUGAAAGAAAAGGCUACGUUGACGAUGGAGAAUUUGACUGGACCGGGAAGACUAUGUUGACAGGAGUAGUGAGGAAUGGUGGGGGGCCUGAGCAAGGGGCUGUUGUUGGGCCAGGUGAUGGCAAGGAGGGUCACAAUUCCACUGCCCCGCACCAGAUACAACUACCUUGGACACCAACGCAGCAGGUGGAUGACACCGCCUCGCGGCCUCCCCCGGUCAGACAUCAUGGCGGCACCAAGGGUACGGCAGCCUGGCCCGAAACCCCCAAGCAGACAAGCAACAUGUUAGGCGGCAACCUCACCCCAGCAGACCGUCAUGGCUCCGUCCAGGUUGUGAGCUCUACUAAUGGUGAACUUGGUCCAGAUGAUCCUUUAGCUGGCCACUCCAACACACCUAUCACUGUCCAUCAAGAAGGAGACACCUCAGAUGAAACCAAAUGCUGCUGCUUCUUCAAAAGAAAGAAGAAGAAGGCUGGACGUGGGAAGUGACUGGCGGUGGUUCAGUGCUCACCGGAGAGAGAAGCCAUUGCGGUGCUGCUGCCGGCAUCACAGUCGCAGUCUAAUGAGAGUAUCCUCAACCCUCAGGCACCGCCACCAAUAGGAGGGACCCCAGCCAAUCCCCACAAGCACUGAUCACUUCUCCAUUACCUCAUCACCACUGCAAGCACUCUAUCUCAAGUUGAAUCAAGUUCCUGCCUAAAAGAUGGGCAGUUCAGUCAUGUGCUUGCAUUUUUGUCGGAAAAUCUCUCGUGAUUCCAUCUGGCCAAUUUUUUUACUGUGAUGCCUGUGUUAAGGUGAGCCUUCAAAAAUACAGUAAAAGGCAUGGAACUUGGCCAGAUGAAUGUGCUUAUAUAUUUUGCUGUGCACACAUCUGGUGUGCUGGAAGAUGGUUUGCCAAAGCCAUUGUAAUUUUGGACAACCUCUUAUGCAUGUGUGGGGCAGGACUUUACAGAUAAAUUAUUUUAAGCACUUUGAUCAUAAUAGACACGGCUUAAUGUAGAAAGGAGAUUGUGCAAUAAAAAUAUACUCGGUCCUAAACAUUUUUAGGUGAUUACUGCCAGUGAAAUUUGUCUCCUCUCUGACACAGAGGAACAUUUUUGCUGUCAUUCUGAGAUGGAAGAAUGCUGUGGUGGUGGUGAUGGUGGUGGUAAGGGAAAUUUGGAGGUUACUUCAAACGACUGCUUGCCAAGUGUGAAUUGAAGCUGCCCUAUUCUCUGGGACCUUUCUAAGGCCUAGCCUGUCAUUGUGAUGAGAACAGUCAUUUUUGGCUCUUGUAACUAAUCAGUUGGUUUCAUUUCACUAUUUAUAAUAAAGAUAAGGAAGCCUAUUGAAAUGUCGCAUGAAGUCAAACGGACCGAUUGUCACAUUUGUUCUGUGAUCAUUACUUAAAAAAUAAUAAGAGUUCACCAGCUCAAUUGCUCCAUCAACCAAAAAGUGAAUGGACUUUUCUGCUCUGGUAAAUUAUUCUUUAUUCGCCAAAUGACCAAUUAAUUUUUUUGUGUGUAUUUAGUCGCCUUUGGGAAGUACUAAUGUUUACAUACUUUGGGACGACACUAGUUUAGAUGUAGUUUGGUGGAAGCAAGUCAUGACCAGUGCAAAAGGGGGUAUUUUUUUUGCAUCCCUGUGUUGGUAUCAAACUGGCACCCAAUGGCAUAGCUAUAUAAUUUUAAUAUUAUUUUACAUAGGUACCAUAACUAAAAUAUUUUAUUUGCUUAAUGCCCAACAGAGAUGAUUCUCAUUGGUGAUGGAAUUUGACCGAGAUAAAGUAGAGGAGGAGUAAAUAAUUUAAAGCUAAACAAAUAAAAAGAGUUUGGCAAAGCCAGAUAGAAGAUUUUAUUAAAUGGAAAUUCUCAGAAGUGCCAAACAGGCAGGGCCAGAAAAAUAGCAGAGAUGAAACACAAACGACACAGAUAUUCCUUAAUAAAGGGAUCGGUGGACUAGGGGCCAUAUUGAGCAUUGAGAUGGCAUCAUGCUCACCACAUGCUGAUGUUGUUUUUCACUGGCAAAACAUUGAAAACAUAGCAAAUGACCAGUAUAUUAGUGAUUGCAAACUAUGGUUUCCUUGUGACCAUUAAUAGAAGAGAAAGGGGCAAAUUUAAUUAUGAGUUGUAAGAACUAUGCACUAGUAGGUGAAGAAGCCAAAGUUUUAGUGUAUAAUCAAAGGUUAACUGAAAAUUGAGUGGUAGUGAUGACUGCAGUGUUCCUGUCACUAAAGUUAUGGGGGCAAGAUAAAGACCACAGCUUGAGCAAGUGUCGCCCUCUCAUUUUGACAGGCUUUUGAACAUGGUUGGUAACAUGUACAGUCAGAAGAGUUGAAUGUGCAUGUUAAGUGAAAAUGUUAACUGAAAGACAAGCAUGGAAUGACAGUCUUAGUGAUGGCAACAAUUCAUCACCAUACUUGUGCUACACCACGAUCUCGUCCCCCAGGGCUUUUGUUAGGACGGACUUGUUACAGGGACGCUCUUGUAGCAAAAGUCCAAAGUUCCUUUCAGAAGUAUAUCAAUGUUAUGUGGAAGGGUUAAAGCCUUCCUAUAUUAUUUUUCUUAUGCCUGUAGCUGUUCAACAGAACAUGUGAUGUUAUAAGUGACUAUAAACUACAUACUUCUUUACCUUAAUUCUCCCCUUAUAAAUCCCCUUGACUUUUUAUUUCAUUCAAUUACUUGUACUCACUAAUCCCAUCACAUCGUCUGCCACCCAUCAUCCCCUUCAUUUUUACUCCUUUUAAGAAUAAUUUUUCCUAUGAAGACAUUUUCCUCGUUAAUUUAUCAGUGUUCUAUAGUCACAUCUGAUAUUCUCUUAAGAUCGUCCUGAAUGUUUUCCUAGUGGUCACUUCAGCUAAUUGGACUUUCCUACAGAUGGUCAUAUUCUUGCUCACAUUUUCUGAUUGUAGUGAAAAGUCAUCUAUAUAAAGCUUUUAGAAACCACAUAUGGGAAACCAGCAGUCAGGGAGGAAUAAUGGUAAAUUAUGAGUCGUCAUAUUCCAUUGCUGAAGCCAUUUUAUUCUGUCCAGUUUUGUAGGUAAACAAUUUGAAAUCUUGUUGAUGAGCUGUUAGAUGUAGUGUCCUGGGCCACAGACACAAGUACAAGGCAAACAAUAAACAAAGUUAGUUGUAAUGCCUUCCUUCACACUGGUGUUGAUGAAGUUUGCAGCAAAUAUCAUUACUUGUAUGUACUCUAUGAAGUUGUCAACUAUUACUAUUGUAGAUACGAAAAGCUCUCUUUGAUAUGUGUUUUAUCAAGCACACGGUGCAGCCUCUUAUAUUAUUAAUGACAAAGGCUUGCAGUGUGCUGGAAACUGCUUAGUGACACAGCAAGAUUACCUCUUGCUGCAGUAUAGCAUCCUUUGCUACCUCCUGCUACAGUAUAACAUUUUUGCUUUUCUUUUUUCCUUAUUUCUGUUUUGUUCUAUUUAUUUAUUCUCCUUUGCAGCAAAAUAAAAUUUGCUGCUACUUUUUCAGUAGCACCAUCACCAGUGUCAUCACCACCACUCAUCUUGCACCAUCACCAGUGUAAUCACCACUCAUUUUGCAUUGCCAUCAGCAGUAAUAUACCUGAAGAAGACUGGUUUUAAUAAUUUUACACUUUCAUAUUACACAGUUAUUAAACUAGCUCAAUGUUUUAGGUUUUGGUAUUGCUGAUGCCAUGACAAACCAUUUGUAGGAGGCCAGGCUGAUGUGAUCAUAUCUCUACCGUCACCAUAGUUCUUGGUCUUCAGUGUCGUGUAUAUGUGAUUAUUGAUGAGCAAAUGCAUUGCUUCUCAUUAGGGGUCAAUGAUCAUUUAUGUGUGUGUGUGUGUGUGUGUGUGUGUGUGUGUGGAGACGGUAGUGUCAUCUGUGAUUUUCUCGCUAAGAAUUAUGUGAAUGCUAAUUUGAAAUAUGUCAAGUAUGCCCAGUCACAAGAAUUGCCCGUCGCCCAUUUUGGGGAAGUCAACAAGUAGUAAAGAUUUUUUGUAUAAUUUUGGACAUGGAUGUAAGGUAUGAUGGUCCAUUGAAGAUAGCCAUGGUAUAUUUCAUCUUUGUAUGAAGUUGUCAUGGUGUUUAUAUGGGUGAAAGAAAUCACUUGUUUGCCUCUAUGGAACAUACUGCUUCAAUGUGCUGUUUAACAAUAAAAACUCAGCAUUUGUAUCUGUAUAAUCCAUAUAACUGGAAGAAUAUAAUAAUACUGUUGUUAAA